This is a messenger RNA of Closterium sp. Naga37s-1, 1044 nucleotides long. NCBI's taxonomy places the organism in Eukaryota, Viridiplantae, Streptophyta, Zygnematophyceae, Desmidiales, Closteriaceae. The record is from the annotation of a GenBank genome assembly.
AUGCUGUUCACGCGCGCGCUGAGCUUGGCGCGCGCUUGCCCGUCGGGGAGCUUCUUGCCCGCCACGAGGUUCCGCAGCGCGUCGAAGGAGAAGUCGGGGAAGGUGGGCGCGGAGAAGAAGGACGCGGCAGCUGGCGCGACGAGCAGAGGCAGCAGCGUCGCGAGGAAGACCAGCAGCACCGGCAAGGUCGCGCGCACGCCUCCAAGGCGGGCCAUGCUGGCAGGAGGAUUGCGGCUGACUGGAGUCAGCAGUUUGGCGGAGCUGUUUCGCGGCAAGCUGGUGGUGGUGUUCGGCGACUCGCUCUCCAAGAACUUCGCCGCGUCGCUGCAGUGCAUGCUGUACGUCGCCGACUCUGCCGCCGCUAAGUCGUACCGCCUGGCGCAAAAUAAAACCGCCGAAUGGGGCGUCGAGUUCCCGUCGUACAAGAUCCGGUUCGUGUCCGUCUUCUCCAACUGGCUCAACAAUGCCACCAGCCUGCCCGAUAAGAACGGCGUCGAGCAGCACCGCAUCGAUUUGGACGGCCUGGAUCAGCGCAUCAAGGACGUGCUGCCCAUCGCUGACAUCGUCAUCUUCCAGGCGACGGCGUGGUGGUUGCCGCCCAUCAACCGGUGGUACGUGAACGGCACGGAGGUGACCAUGAACGCGACGGCGGCGUACGCGCGCGGACUGACGACCCUGCGGGACUACGUGGCGGAGAGCAGCCGCAGCAGCGGCAGCGGCGGGUUCAAGGGGCGCGCCGUGGUGAUGGGCGUGUCGCCGUCGCACUACAACCUGCCCGUGAGGGGCGUGAAGAAGGGGAAGUGCAACGUCACCGCCAUGCUCACCAGCGCGCAGACGGCCACUGUGCGAGGCGGAGACGGCGCGUUGAGUGAUCUGAGGGCCAUCCAGCAGCGUGUGCUGGGGGGGUCAGCGGUGGUGUAUGUUGAUGUGAAGCCCAUGAGCGACUGGCGCCCCGAUGCACACAUCCAGAACUGGAGCGUCAAAGACCAGAGUGAGUCUGGGUGGGGGGGAGUCAGGCUGUGGGUGUUUUCCCUUGUGAGUUGA